This is a messenger RNA of Fraxinus pennsylvanica, 1059 nucleotides long. NCBI's taxonomy places the organism in Eukaryota, Viridiplantae, Streptophyta, Magnoliopsida, Lamiales, Oleaceae. The record is from the annotation of a GenBank genome assembly.
AUGGAGGUAGAAUUUGAGUCCGUUCUACUUCCAGGCUUGCCAAAUCAUCUUGCUCAGAUUUGUCUUUCCACUCUCCAUCCUUCUGUUCUCUACAGGGUGUGCCAUUCAUGGCGGCGUUUAAUUUACUCCCCUUCUUUUCCUCCAUUUUCCUCUCUUUACACGGUUCUUUCGCGUCCAGAUUCUGUAGAUUUCUGCUGUUUUGAUCCUAUUUCGUCCACCUGGAAGGAGCUGCCAAGUCCUCCAUCGGAACCACCUCUGUGCCUCCUCCGCCGGCAUCCCUCUUUCAUAUCAAGAUCUCUUCCUAUUCAGUCUCUAGCAGUUUCAGGGCGCUUAGUUUUGAUAUCCGCCACCACUCAUAAGUUUCUUCCAGCGUUAAGCCAUCCAUUAGUCUUCGACCCUUUAUCCAGUAACUGGACUUUUGGCCCUCCACUGUCUAAUCCACGCCGCUGGUGCGUAGCGGGUUCUGCACAGGGUGCAGUAUACAUAGCAAGUGGCGUUGGUGCGCAGUACCACAGCGAUGUAGCACGGUCUGUCGAGAAAUGGGACAUGAACAAGAAGGAAAUGGACUGGAACUGGGAAAAUAUGGCUUCACUUAAAGACGGGAGGUUCAGUAGAGAAGCUGUGGAAGCACUUGGGUACAGAAACAAGCUUUACAUGGUAAAUGUAAACGGAAAAGCCCCUAAAGACGGGAUUGUUUAUGAUUUCUUGACGAAUCAGUGGGAAGAAAUGCCGCGGGGGAUGCUUGCCGGAUGGAUCGGCCCGGCUGCCGUGGAUGGUGAUUUUAUAUACGAGGUAGAUCAGGAAAAUGGUUCUCUUAGCAAGUAUAAUGCAGAAAAUGAUUGCUGGGAGAAUCUGAUCGAGUUCUCGGAGCAUCUAAAAGGUGCUGAAUAUAUAGCUGCAGGCGGAGGAAGAGUUUGUGCUGUUUGUGCCGGUGGUGGAGAGAUUCUCGUGGUUGACAUUUUAGCGACACCAGCUAAGAUUUGGGCGGUGGCUCCACCACCUGAAUCGGAAGUUGUAGCUAUUCAUAUACUGCCAAGGAUGACUCAUUUUGAGAACUAA